Molecule: messenger RNA, 1083 nt
Organism: Argiope bruennichi
Lineage: Eukaryota; Metazoa; Arthropoda; Arachnida; Araneae; Araneidae
Product: sulfotransferase 1B1-like
Exons: 2
Coding region: 232-1083 (283 amino acids)
Biological process (GO): sulfation
Cellular component (GO): cytoplasm
Molecular function (GO): sulfotransferase activity
Source: RefSeq, a predicted model, not a curated record
UUUUUAUUUCUCUCGUGAUAACAUCCAAGCCAUAUAUGAGUGUAAAUGAGAUAGCGAACUUGAGUCUCACCAAAUUGUGAUUGCGAGAGCUUAGAACUGCAGCGGAAAUUGCAGAAGACCGGAAGCGGGGCAUUUUAUACAAUUAAAGCUUGAUCGAAAAGAUUCAACGUAUUUUUCACAAAAUCAAACUACCAAUUGAACAGAAAGAUAUAAGAAACCCAGUGAAUAAACAUGGCUCCAACUCAGAUUAUCAGAGGAUUACCGUUCCCGAAAGCCUCUUGGUUUUCCGAAAAAAACAUCGAAGAUACUCUAGAUUAUGUCCCUCAUGAUGGUGAUAUCAUUAUCGCUUCCUAUCCUAAAACGGGAACCACUUGGCUUCAAUACGUAGUGUUCCAAAUCUUAUCUCAGGGAGAGUUGUUUCCUAACAUUGAUGAUUGUAUAUACAAAUAUGCUCCAUAUCUCGAAAUGUCGGGAACAGCCGUUUUAGAAAAUAUGGAGAAGCCAAGAGUAUACAAACACCAUUGUCCUUACAACAUGGUACAGAAAAAUGACAAAGCUAAAUAUAUCUACAUUUAUCGGAAGCCGGAAGACACAAUUAUUUCUUAUUAUCAUUUUGCGCUUAGUUUGGGAUUCGAGACACCUGAACUGGAUGAAUUCUUCGAAGAUUUCAUAUCAGGAAAUAUAGGAUAUGGUCAUUAUUUCGACCACGUGUUGUCCUUCUUUGAUCAUAAAGACGAUGAGAAUGUACUGCUGGUGUCAUACGAAAAACUUUUACUCAAUAAGCGAGAGGAAAUUCUGAGAAUUGCGAAGUAUUUUGGUGAUGAGUAUUACCAAACUCUCUCUGAAAAUGAAUCUAUAAUGGAUAAAGUUCUAGAACACACAAGUUUUGAUUACAUGAAGAAGAAUCUUUCUUUAACGCAUCCUGGUGAAGAAGGUGCAAAAAGAAAAGUAAAUUUUUUUAGGAAAGGAACCAUUGGAGAUGGAAAGCAGUCACUGAAACCAGAGCAGUUGAAACGCCUGAAAGAUUUAGCAAAGAAAAAAUUGGAAGGAUCUGAUUUGCUCAAAGAAUGGUUUGAUGAGUGA